Messenger RNA from Cololabis saira (Pacific saury), 1089 nucleotides. RefSeq names its product histone H3.3A. The transcript is spliced from 4 exons. The coding region runs from base 147 to 557 and encodes 136 amino acids. Lineage: Eukaryota; Metazoa; Chordata; Actinopteri; Beloniformes; Belonidae. Gene Ontology annotation, cellular component: nucleosome. Gene Ontology annotation, molecular function: protein heterodimerization activity; DNA binding; structural constituent of chromatin. The record is from RefSeq and is a predicted model, not a curated record.
CAUUGGCUGCUCGGCCUACAACAUGACGUCACGACUAAGUAUAUAUUGGGCCUCGUUCGUUUCUUCGUCAAAACUCGUUUUUCGAGAGGAAGGUUCGCAUGCCGACAGCGAUUUGUCAACAAGAAAACUCCUAAAGAAAGCACGCCAUGGCUCGUACCAAGCAGACGGCCCGUAAGUCCACCGGAGGAAAGGCGCCAAGGAAGCAGCUCGCCACCAAGGCUGCCCGGAAGAGCGCGCCGUCCACCGGGGGCGUGAAGAAGCCCCAUCGCUACAGGCCUGGAACUGUGGCUUUGAGGGAGAUCCGUCGUUACCAGAAGUCCACUGAGUUGCUCAUCCGCAAGCUUCCUUUCCAGCGUCUGGUGAGGGAGAUUGCCCAGGACUUCAAGACCGAUCUGCGCUUCCAGAGUGCUGCCAUUGGAGCUCUUCAGGAGGCAAGCGAAGCCUACUUGGUGGGUUUGUUUGAGGACACCAACCUCUGCGCCAUCCACGCAAAACGUGUCACCAUCAUGCCCAAAGACAUCCAGCUGGCUCGCAGGAUAAGGGGAGAGAGAGCCUAAAGAGGCAUGUGGCUGCGUUGUUGCAAACAAAAUACCCUAUUUAUCAUACUUACCAUUUUUGUGGACAUUUUUUCUUUUUAUAAUUUUUUUUUCCUCUUGAAUUUUGUAUUUUUAGAGUAAUACAAUAAUCAACCAUUCCACAAGCCUGAUUACACUAAGGGUAGUCAAUAGUCUACAUACCCAUCCCUCUAGCUCAUUAUGAUAAAUGUAACGACCAUGUCAAGUCCAUUGUGGGUGUUGGGCUCCCUGAACGGAUGAAGUUGUCUUUCAAAACAAGAAUUUCUCCACACAUCUACAACUUUGCCAUAACAUGCCAGCAUGUCUUGCUCAGUACACCUCUCUGCAGUGUCAGAGUAUUGGCUACCUCAGUUGAUCCUCUGUACUCUGUGACGAGGAGCGUUGCAGACCUUCCCCUCUGUAUUUUUCUGGGCUGUGUUUUACAUGUUUUCAACACAAAUCUUGGCAGCUACAUUUAAUACUAUUUAUGAGAUGUUGUCACAUGUCUUUCUAUUAAAGGUCUUUAUGAGUAAAA